Molecule: messenger RNA, 1332 nt
Organism: Mucor velutinosus
Lineage: Eukaryota; Fungi; Mucoromycota; Mucoromycetes; Mucorales; Mucoraceae
Exons: 3
Coding region: 1-1332 (443 amino acids)
Biological process (GO): transmembrane transport
Cellular component (GO): membrane
Molecular function (GO): transmembrane transporter activity
Source: RefSeq, a predicted model, not a curated record
AUGGCAUCAAUCGUUUUAGGCAGUAGAGAUGAUCGCUCUCCAUCUACUACCGAGAAAGAUCAUCCCUCCUUGACAAGAGAUCUUUCAGAUACCGAAAAAUUAUCCAUCGCUUCUAAUGAGGCUUACAUUACACCCCCUGAUGGAGGCAGAGGAUGGUUAGUCGUAGUCGCCUGUUUUAUGGGCUUGUUCUCCAUCUUUGGUUACAAUUACAGUUGGGGUGUGUUUUUGAAUUACUACAAGACCAAUGUCUAUGUGGGUCAAAUGAGUACUCUUUCUUGGGUGGGCUCCAUUUGCGUAGCCUUGUUUUUCAUUACAGGUCCCUUCAAUCAGCUGCUCAUUGAAAAGAUGGGCUUCAAGUACAUGCUGGCUACGGGAACUGUCUUGUGCUCUGCUGCCUUGAUCUUGGCUAGUUUUGCUACUCAAGUUUGGCACAUCUUUUUGACUCAGGGUGUCAUGUUUGGCCUGGGUGCUUCGUUUGUCAGUUUGCCAUGUAUCGGCGCCCCACAACAAUGGUUUUCAGAAAGAAGAGGUUUGGCCAUUGGGUUAGCUAUGUCUGGUUCAGGUAUUGGCGGUCUUUGUGUAGCUAAUAUCAGCAUGGCUGCUAUUGAGCAUGUUGGCUACCGCUGGGCUCUCCGUAUUGAUGGUAUUCUGGUCUUUGUGCUCUUGUCAUUUGCCACUUGCUUUGUGCGUCCGUUUGGAGAUGUCAAAAAGACAGGUGGUGGACGCAAGAUCUUCAACUGGUACCUGUUCAAGAACCCCAUGUUCACCGUUAUGUUCAUGCAUGGUUUGAUCACUACAUUUGGCUACAUGACACCUUUCUUUUUGCUUCCUUCUCACGCCAAUGCGCUGGGGUUGGAUCCCUGGGUAGGCGCUAACCUCUCUGCCAUCAUGUCUGCCGUCAAUGCGGUUGCGAGAGUGUUUACAGGCUAUAUGGGCGACAGGCUAGGUCGCUUCAACAGUCUGUUCAUCUGUACCUUUUUGUGUGGUGUCAUGUGUCUUGUGAUUUGGAUCAAUGUUCACAACGAAGCAACUCUCUGGGUCUUUGCCAUUUUGUAUGGCUUCUUUGGUGGCGGCUACAUUGCUCUAUUCCCCACAGUUCAGCCUCAAAUUGUGGGUCUGGAGCACAUUGGUCCUGCUAUUGGUCUGCUCUAUACAACCAACAUCUUUGGUUAUAUGUUUGGUACGCCCAUUGCCUCUGUAUUGAUCAAUCUGUCAAAACCUGCUAACUACGUCAAUGGUGCUAUUUGGGCGGGUUGUACUAUCAUUGUUGGUUCACUUUUCGCAGGCUGGGUCCGUGUGAUGAAAGGUGGAUGGACAUUAGCCAAAAUUUAA